Messenger RNA from Eriocheir sinensis (Chinese mitten crab), 5816 nucleotides. Its product is annotated as calcineurin subunit B type 2. The transcript has 7 exons. Gene Ontology annotation, molecular function: calcium ion binding; calcium-dependent protein serine/threonine phosphatase regulator activity. Lineage: Eukaryota; Metazoa; Arthropoda; Malacostraca; Decapoda; Varunidae. The record is from RefSeq and is a predicted model, not a curated record. Bases 9 to 737 code for a protein of 242 amino acids.
UUUGCUGAAUGAGUGUGUCGCAGAAAAGUGAGGAUGCUCGAGGUGAAACAUGGCAGUGCGAAGGUUUCCUCUGCUUGUCGCUGUCAUGCACGGUGCAAGAAGCCAGUAGCGGCGCGACUUACCGUAUUGAAGGCAUAGCGACAACUGAUUGGCGGGGCAGAGAAGAGCGUUCAGCGCCCAAAAUGACACGCCCUAAGAAGGGUAACGAGGCUUCACUUCCAAUGGAGAUGUGCUCCAACUCGUCCUCUGACUACGGCUUCCAAAUGUUUGAUGCUGAUGAAAUUCGUCGUCUUGGGAAGCGAUUCCGAAAGCUGGAUUUGGACAACUCUGGGUCUCUUUCAGUUGAAGAAUUUAUGUCCCUUCCAGAACUGCAGCAGAACCCUUUAGUGCAGCGUGUAAUUGAUAUAUUUGACGCAGAUGGUAAUGGAGAAGUAGACUUCAAAGAGUUCAUCCAAGGAAUGUCACAAUUUAGUGUCAAAGGUGAUAAAGAGAGCAAGAUGCGCUUUGCCUUCCGCAUUUAUGACAUGGACAAUGAUGGAUAUAUCUCAAAUGGUGAACUUUUUCAGGUGUUGAAGAUGAUGGUUGGAAACAAUUUAAAGGACACUCAAUUGCAACAGAUUGUUGACAAGACUAUUCUCUUUGCAGACAAAGACGAGGAUGGAAAAAUUAGUUUUGAUGAAUUCUGUUCAGUAGUAGGCAAUACAGAUGUUCACAAAAAAAUGGUUGUUGAUGUAUAAACCUACAAACAAAUAUCUGAUUGUUGAUAGUGUCACUGGUCUAAGGUGCAAUGUAAGUUAUUGCUGGUCUAAAUCAUAAUGAAAUAUUUAUUUUACUUUAUUUUUGUCUCACCAGUAUUAUGUACAAUCAGCCUACAUUAUUAUGAAACAUUAAUUUUUCAUACACACAAUAGAAAUAUUAUUCAUCUAACCUCAUUAUUAGCUUGUGAUACCGUACCUAUUCAGUUUAAAUUAGUACACCGCUGUUUUUUUAAAUUGGCAGCUUGUAAUACCGGGCAUAAUUGGCAGGUAUGGCCAAAAAAAUAACAGCUACCAAUUCUUGAGCAGUCUUAAGGCUUGCCUUUAAUGUAAAAAUCUCAUUGGCAAAAAAAAAAAAAAAAAAAAAAGUAUUGUGACCAGUUACAUUGGCUUACCUCCAUCACAUGAGAGUUUCUAUUCCCUCUGAAGUGAAGCAUCUCAAAAUGUUUGUCAAUGUGCUACAUAUCCCAGCCCUAUAAGCAACCUGCACACAAGUGUGUGUUAUGAAAUAGAUCAGCUUCUUGGUAUGUUUCAUCCUAUAAAAUUACUAUGCCAAUGCAUUAUAAGAUGUGCAGGAGCAAAAUUUUAAUUGCUCUGUGCAGCACUAACAAAGAUGCAAGUUCUUAUUAAGGUGGCAUAAUAUGAUUCUGAUUUGAACCUUUAGCAUUCAUAGUUAGAAAAUACAGUAACUGCUUAUUGUACUUUUUUACUUGAGCAGCAUUUUUUUCUCCUUCCCAUCAUAAUUACUUUAAACGAUUGUCCUGCUUGGACUUUUCUUUGUAGAAAAGUGCUGAUGUGAGCAGCUGCAUCACACUCGGCAAAGUCUGAAUCUGAGAAUAUGGCACGAAACUAAAAUACACUUAGAGGAUGUGAUUUUAAUAAUAUCACCAUGUGAAUGUGAAAUCAUGUAUAGAGUCCAGGUUUUGUAUGCAUGUCAGUGCCCUUUUUUUUUUUUUUUUUUUUGUGUGUGUGUGUGUGUGUGUGUGUGUGUGUGUGUGUGUGUGUUGCGUACAUACAUGGAUGUUUGCAUUACUGCAAAGAGAUACUGGUAUCUUACAUUUUAUGAGAAGUAGAAGCCAGAAUGGUAUUUGAAAUUUGUUUGUAAUUAAGUCUUCAAUUUUGUUAUGAUUAAACUUUUAAUGUUUAAAUAACUAAAACCAAGUAUCUUAUCACAUCACACCUUACUUAUAAAGCACAGUGCAUAUUUAUUUUAUGAAUUAAAGUUGAUCCCUCUAUGAUGUCAAGAUUAUUAAAUAUCUAAAGUUAUAUCUAUAUAUAUAUUUAUCUAUCCAUCUACCUGUCUUUAUCUCUCUCUAUAUAUCUAUAUCUAUCUACUUUAUAUAUAUAUAUAUAUAUAUAUAUAUAUAUAUAUAUAUAUAUAUAUAUAUAUAUAUAUAUAUAUAUAUAUAUAUAUAUAUAUAUAUAUAUCACACACACAAGCAAUUUUGGAACUUAUCUUUAUGCUUGUAAUAUCUGACAAGAUAAUUUGUAAUAAAUACAAGGUUCCAAAGGUUCAUUCCAUAUAACAAUACCUAGAAAUAAUUCUUAAGCAUUGUUACAUUAGCCAUCAAUUUAGGACUACAAGUUUAACAUGAUGCUAAGAAUUUUCUUUAAAUUGAUGACUUGAAUAAGGUUGCUAUAUACCACAAGACUAUCAUGCAUAUCUUGAAAAUUAUGAUCUAAAAAAGUAAGCAUGUCAAGGUAUUAAUAUUUUUCUUUCAUUUUCACACUUUUUACUUAUUUUUAGUUAUACUGUUAUUAUUAUUAUGUUUAUUAUGUUUAUUAUGUUCAUUAUUAUGUUUAUUAUUAUUAUCAUUAUUUUGAUUGUUAUUGUAAUUUUCAUGUAUAAUAAAGCAUGCAUUUUAAAGUAAAAGGCAGUAAGCAAUGCAUUGUUCCAUGUGCAAUACCUAGCAACUGGUUGGCCAGAGCACGGUCUUAACCAGUGCAUAGAUUACUAGUCAAGAUAUACAUACUCAUUUUUUUUAUUUAUUUAUUUAUUUAUUUUUUAUUUUUUUAUUUUUAUUUUUUUAUCCAUAUUGCUGUCAUCUGGUCUAAUGUAUUCACUUCAUUAAAAAUAAAUAUCAGACCAUGAGAGGUCUUGCAUUAGACCAAGUGCUCUAGAAGUUUGUAUAAUACUUGAUGUGAUAGAAUUUGUCAAGGCUAGAUAGUUACUAUUUAUAUUCUGAUGUAUUUAUGAUGAAAGGAUGAAGUUGUUAGUAUUUAUACUUAAAAUAAAUGUAUUCAUGACCUGAAGGGUAUAGCAUUUGUAGUUAAAUGUGAAUUUCACAACCAAAUGUUUUUUCUUCAUUGUACACAGAUGCCAUUUUUUUCAUAUAUGGUAGGAUUAUACAUAUUUUUUACUCUUGGUCUUAUAUUGGCAUGGCUAUUGGCUGUUCUAUCAAAAAUACAGAUGCACCUAAUAUUCAGCAGUUAUAAUAUGAGAAAUGGCAUGGUCAUAUUUCUAUCAAUAAAGAUUUGGGAAUACUUUAUUAUGUAAAAUUUUCAAUGGAAGAUUCUUUUGCUUACACUUGUGCACACACACACACACACACACACACACACACACACACACACACACACUCUUAAUACAAAUUUAUAAAUUAUUGAGCAAAAUGGAAGUAGAUAAUGAGGAGGACACAGUAAAAAAUUGAGGAAAGGAAGAUGCUUGAGAGACACAAAGAAAUAUAGCUUCCCGCAAAGAAAUAUAGAGGUUUGGAACAGACUAAAUGAGAAUGUAGUAUUGGCGGAGAGUGCAAAGCUUUAAGGAAAAGUUGGACAAAUACAGAUACGGAGACAGGACCACAUGAGCAUAAGCCCAGGCCUUGUAAAACUACAACUAGGUAAACAUACACACACAUGCACACACACACACACACACACACACACACACACACACACACACACACACACACACACACACACACACACACUACGGACCUCCAUAGUACAGUGGGUAUGCACUCGCCUCAUAACUGAAAGGUCCCGGGUUUGAUUCCCAGGUGGAAUGGAGACAGAUGGGCAGUCUCUUCUAAUCCAUGGCCCUUGUCCACCCAGCAGUGAAUGAGAACUGUGUGUGGGUGUGAGGUUUCAGCCAUUUCCAGAGAUCCAUCACUUCUGAGCUCCCAUUUCAGUCAGGGAGGGUACUGGCUGGCAAUAGUGAGCAUUGUGUGAUUAGACUAUGGUAAAUUUUACACACGCACACACACACACAUUGCUCUGUGGUGCAAUGGAUACUGACCUGGCUUGUCGUCUGGCAGGCUGAAGUUUGCGCCUCGCUCAGGCCAUUAAAGUUUUUUUGCUGACGGGAUUGGUUACUAUCCAGUAUCCACCCUUGAUCAAGGCAAGGGAGAUGUGAUGUGUGGUGUAUAAGCUUCCAGCCAUGCCCAUAGUUUAAUCACUAUGAGCCUCAAGCUCUUUCCAGGAGGAUACUAGCUGGCGAUCAUGAGUCCAGCUUGUGAUAAAACAGUGAGUGGAAUGUACACAUACCAUACAUGGAUGAGAUGAUGAGGAAAUUAAUAGAAGUCCCUGAUCCAACCCAGGUUGGAAUAUGCAGCAGUAGUGGUCCCCACAUAGAAAUAAAGAUAUGUAGAGCUAGAGAAUUUGAAGGGCAGCAACCAAAAUGGUCCCCAGUCUGACAGUCUUAUUGUACAUAGAAAGACUGCGAAAAUUGGGGCUGCCAUCAUUAUAAAAAAGGAGAACAACAUGACAUGAUUGCAGUGUUCAGGGUAAUUAAGGAAGUAGACAGAAUUGAUGAGAUGUUUGUAUGGGACAUGGAAGCAACUAGAGCAGUAAUUACCAACAAGUGAUCCAUGGACCCCAUGAGGUCCAUGGAAGAAUUUCAAGGGGUCCACAGUCUGCUGAACGGAAUGUCUUCUGCUUUCAUAUAAAUAUGUCUACAGCUUAAUCAGCAUAACAAUGCAAAGCAUUUUACAUGAAUGUAUUCAUUUUUUGCAGAAAAAUCUUAUAUUAAUUUUGCUGGCUUAAGCUAUUUUUUUGUUGGGGUUCACUGGUGAAAAAGUGACUGGAAAAGGGGGAACAGGACAAAAAAGGUUGGGAACCUCUGAAUUAGAGGACACAAAAGGAAAUUAAAAAAUACAAAAUGCAUCAAAGAUAUCUAGAAAUACAUUUUUUCCAGUGCAGUAAACAAUGGAACAGCCUGGACAAAGAGGUUCAAUCCAAACCCUUGCAUGAGCCCAAAGCUAAAUUUGCUCAGGUCACUUCUAUUUUACAACUUUGUAAAUACACACACACACACACACACACACACACACACACACACACACACACACAUAUACAUGAUAUAUGUGUAUUUACCUAUUUGUAGUGUGUGUGUGUGUGUGUGUAAUUCACCUCUCGGUCUGCUGUGGGUCUCUCUCGAGACAGCCAGCCAUUCCCCUACGGAAGAGCACAGAGCUCAUAGUACCGAUCUUUGGGUAGGACUGAGACCACUCACACACAACACACCAUGACAACGAGGUCACAACUCCUUGCCUUACGUCGCGUACCUACUCACUGCCGGGUGAACAGGGGCUACACGUGAAAGAAGAUAAACCCAACUUAUCUUUACCCGGCCGGGGAAUCAAACCCCAGUCCUUUGUUACUUGAACACCACAUGUCCUGCCCUAAAUUUUUUAGCUACUUCAGGAUGCCUGACAAAACAUUUAAUGUUCUGAUUACUAUAAAUGGACUUAUAAUAUUACAUCGGAACACAAACAUGAGGAAAUGUUUGCCAACAGAAGAAAGGCUAGCACUAACUUUGAGGUUAUAAUUAAAACUUCACAGUCAGUCAUCACUAGAAACCAUCAUGACAGAAACAGUGUCUGAUGCCUCUUCCAAUCAGUCACCAAAGGAGUGAGAUGCCAGUGACUUGCCCAUAAAAAGAAUCUUGUGUGUGCUCAGAUUUGAAAUGGAAGUUUCCAUCGCCAGCCACUGUGGUGUGACCGAGAAAAUGGACUUGGGAACCACUUUGUAGCCCCUCAUUUGGUGGCAUCCUCAAAUAGUGGCUCAUGCACUUUCUUCUGUAUAAAUUUGUGUUGCUUUGGCCAUAAAUUGUUAAAUUAC